ACCCAUAUUUGCUCUGCUUAAUGGUUAAUAAUGAAUACUGUGUACAAGCCUGGUAUAUAAAUCACAGGUUUAAGAGGAUCGUAGUGCAGAAGGGUGCUGCAAUAUUCUUUUGGUGAACUGUAAGUAAGCUAUACAUUCUUUUUCACUCCUCUCUCUAGCUUGUUUUGGCAUAGCUUAUGAUAUCCAGUGUUUAUUUCCUUUCCUUUUCUGGGUUAACAUCCAUGCAGAACUAAAUCAAUCUCUGUUUAAUGUUCAGACAGAUUGGGAUUUAUAGGCUAGAUCAGUGGCUAUAUUCUAAGUGGAGAUUAAUCUCAGAUGCAGCAACUUGUUAUGGUAGCAUGAAAUCUCACCCACUCCCAUUACAUGACGGGUUCAUCAAAACGAAAGCUCAGAAGUUCCACGACAGGUGGUACAGAGCAGCCCAGUAGAGUCACUUCUGCACCAUAAAGCACAUGGACAUGGCAGAUGCCAGAAUCUUCCUCUGCUAUGUAAAAGGAAAGGGUACCACUGCACACUUCUUAAACAAGUGCCUGCAUGUUCGGGCCAGCAUCUAAGAAUAUGAAGAAUUUCUUUGUUUCUGUGUGUGGCUGGCUGCAUAAAUGACUGGAACUACUGGCACAGUGCUAUUCCCAUUCAAGUUGAUGGCAGAAUUUCAUUAAUUUUAUGACAAAGCAGGGAUAAACCAAAGUUGCCUAAAGGGGGUCAGUUAGGAUUCUCAGGUAAGCAUCAGAAUGAAAAUGAAAUAGUCUUUGCUAUUCAAAAGUUGAUUUCAAAAUGAUAUGUGAAAAUAACUAUAUACAUAGAUACAGGCAUAUAUAGAUAUAGAUACAUAGUUGUAAAAAUUAAUAUUACUAUGUUAAAUUCCGAAAAGUGUGAAAACUUGAGAGUAUCACAAAGAAAUAUUCCAUGGUUAAAAUGUGCCAGCUUUAUUUUUAAAUAAUAAACUUCUUUAAAAAACAAACCAUUGAAACACUGAAAAACACAAAUGUGGAAACCAUUUUCUAUCAAAACUCUAUUCUGUAUGUAAUUUAGUGAAACUAACAACAUUCUUUCUUACGCCACUCACAGGAAAGGUGAAUUAUUUCUGUUGUAUAAAUGUAUAGGUCUAGGGCAGAAUUCGCCUUUGUUGCAGAGUACACAUGCAUUUUUGGAUUGAUCCUUUAACAUCUUGUGUGGGAAUUAUCAGCAGAAGAAUUGCAAAUCCCAAAUGAAGCUGGUCAUCACCCUCUCCUUGUUACUGAUUAGUCUUGAAGUCCAGUGCCAUCAACUCCCAGGACACAACGAUGACCAGGCUAGCCAAGGAGACAAGACAUUACUGGAACAUCCACAUCUUUCUUCAGAAGAACAGAGACAGGAUUCCUCCAGCUAUCUUAAGAUAGGUCCCAGUAACUCUGACUUUGCAUUCACAUUCUACAGGAACAUAGCUUCAGGCGUGGGUUCAAGGAACAUUUUCUUCUCCCCAAUCAGCAUCUCUGCAGCUUUUGCACUGCUGACCCUGGGUGCCAAGUCGGAAACCCAAAGUCAGAUUCACAAAGGACUCGCGUUUAACCUGUCAGUAACUGAGGAGAAUGAGAUACACAAAGGAUUCCGCCACCUCAUCCAUGCCCUUCACCGCCCGGAUAACAAAGCACAGGUGAAGAUGGGAAAUGCCUUGUUCAUUGAGCAGUCGUUGAAGUUUCUGCCUAAGUUUUUGGAGGAUGUCAAAACCUUCUAUGAAGCAGAAGGCUUCCUCACCAACUUCACCAUUCCCAGAGCGGCCAAAAGGCAGAUAAAUGAUUAUGUGCAGAACAAAACUCAGGGGAAAAUAGCCCAUGCGCUUGAGGACCUCGAUCCAAGCACUAUACUGGUUCUUGUGAACUACAUCUUCUUCAAAGGUAAGUUGGAAGAGUAAUUAACUGAAGGGACUGGCAACACAAAUUUCCUUUAAGAGGAGUGCUCUAGUUCAGGGCUCCAGUCAGCCCCGAAUUAGGAGCCUUGGAACUCACUCCCACUAGAGGCAGUAAUGACCACCAUCUUGGAUGGCUUUAAAAGAUGGUGGGACAAAUUCAUGGAGGAGGAGGCUUUCAAUGGCUCCUAGCUAUUGGCUAUGAAUCCCAGUUGCUGGAAACCUCAAGAGUGGAGAUUGCUUAUGAACUCAUGCCCUGCUUGCAGGUUUCCCCACAAGCAUCUGGGUGGCCACUGUGAGAACAGAAUGCUGCAGUAGAUGGGCCAUUGGCCUCAUCCAGUAGACUCCUAUGUUCUUACGCUUGCAGUGCUGUUCAGGGAAUUUCAGUACUGGGGAAGGGAAAAGAGACACCUUUUCUCUCUGCCCCCCCCCCUACACUUCCCCUGCUGUGCUGGGUACCAUUAGAAGUUUGCCAGUCCCAAACCUAAGUGCUUUAUAGUUAUAUGGCAGAGAUGGGCAUUCCAUGCUGAAAAUUGAGAAAAGGGAAAAGAUGUGCCUCUUUUCUUAUUUGAGAGACGAAAUGGUUCCAUUUUCCUUUCUUCCUCCUGAAACUUCCCUAUAAUAACUCAAGGGGUGAAGUGAGAGCUAUUAUAAUUAGCAUUAGCAUUCAUUGUGUUAAUAAUGUUAUUAUUACCAUUCUGAAGAAAUGUUAAAAUAUCCCUGUUCACCCAGGCAUUUGAUUGCUAACAGAUACUGCUCCUGGCAACCUUGAAAUUAUGAGCUGUAAGGAUAGGCCACUGUUUGUAAAUGUUUUUAGAUGUUCUAAAUGUGUUCUUAAUUAUCUUGAUGUGCUUAUUCAUUAUUAUUUUUUGAAUUGUAUUGUCAUCCUGCUUUGCUCUUUGCCAUCCUGGGCUCCUUUGGCAGGACAGGCAGCACAGAAAAUUAAUAUCUUCAUAAAUUAGGGCAUGCAAAUUCCAGCCCUAAUCCCAGUUCCCCACCCAAGAUGCUUAAUAUAAGCAUACCUACCCAAAUACUGCAUACCUGCUGUUCUCAUUCCUGAGCACUAUGCGUAUAAAGUAUGAUCAUACCACUUUAAACAGUCCUGGCUUCCCCCAAAGCUUCCUGAGAACUGUAGUUUAAGGGUGCUAUUCCUCUCACAGAGCUACAAUUCCCAGAGUGCUUUUACAGUCAAUCUCUUUUCCCAGGGAACUCUGUGAGGGGAAUAGGGGCCUCUUAAACUCCAACUCCCAGGAUGUCUUGGAGGAAGCUAGAACUGUUUAAAGUGGCAUGAUAUUGCUUUAAAUUUACAGUGUGGAUGGGGCCCUAGGCACAUUGCAGUCAUGAGGGGAAACUUGAGUAGAAAAGUGCUAAGUGGCUGCAUCUUGAGGCUUACUUUUGUCAUCCAGUGGACUCUCUCACUGUGAUUAAACUGAUCUUCCAAGGUCCUUAAUCAUGCAAGGAGCCUUUCUGCUCCACAAGUUACACUAGAAGACAAGGAAGCAGAAAGCACCCACAUGACAGUAGGGACAGGGCUAAAGCUCUGGCCCUACAGCUCUUUUCUACUUUUUUUACCCUUCCACCAUUAUAAUAUCUGAAGAGGGCUGGAAUCUGCCUGGCUCCUGCUUUCAUUAGACUGUUUCUCUCUCCCUUUCUCUGUGGACUGGAAUACCAUUGAUCUUCUGAAAGGAACCUUCUGUCACAAGUUCUUCUCAGGCAAUUUAUGUAGCUUUAAUUUUUUUAAAAAGACAAUGUUUUAUUUUUUAUUUUUUUUAAAAAAACCACAUUUCUGUAUACCUAGGAGGUCCUCCCCAAAUAUUUAAAAACCACCUUUCCUGUUGCUUCCAUUUUGUGAUCAUUUUUUCCCCAAGCUGAUAGGCAUUCAACCAGCUGACAUCCCUAUUAAAGGGAAUAAGUGGGACCUGAAAUGCAAUGUUGCAGAUAUAUAUCCCUGUUAGGUGGGCAUACAAACAUGUAACGAUGGCAACUUUUUAAGGCUCUGAUAAAUACUCAUUCAUCUAAAACUCUCAAGAGCUGUUGUGCUCACAUCUUUCUUGUGUGUUUCCCAUAGGCACUGUGAGAACAGGAUGAUGGACUAGAUAGAAAAGCCAGUUGGAUCAGACCAAUGGCCUGUCCGCUUAUGCCUUUUUGAAAAAAAUGUUGCUCCUGAAACAACAGAGAAGGGUAGUGGAGAUAUCAAAUUUUUGUGUUGGUAGUUGGGUUUUAGAGCAGAGUAUACCACCAAUGAAAUUGCAGCCUGCCAUGGAAUGUCAAAUUUAAAUUUGUUAAGGAGAGCAAACUUCCAGUAAACAUGAGCAGUUGAAAAGAAAAAAAAACAAAACAUGCUAAAAGGUUCAACAUAAUGAAGUCAGAGAGGAGGACAAGAGACUCUUUUGGUAGAAGCUUCAUCCCUUUGCAUGGCAAGGCCCCAUGACCACCCUGUUCCCUAAGGUGCAAAUAACUAGACAACACACAGCUUAUUGGGUUUUGGGGAUCAAGUAAGGCCACAACUUUAUUGGUUACAGAUACGAAAGGUUUGGCCAUAGGCAUUGAGGUAAGCAAUGGCGCAUGACACUCCCGCCCGUCUGCCAAGAGGGUGAAGCCAGUGGUCCGCAUUGGAAAAGUGGGAUGGCCCUAGCUCCCAUCUGGGCAUCGUACAGGAGCUGCCUUUUAACAGGAUCUCCUUACUCAUGGAGGGGCAGACAGAGGCUAUAACCUCCCCUCCAACCAAGUCUAGGUUUACCCAAUGCCUAACCACCUUACAAAGUUGUGACAAUUGCUAUGAGGCAGCCAAAAACCCAAAUGAUGGAGCCAGUUUGCCAGGUGGAAAUAAAUUCCUGACCGGGCCCUGAAUCUAGCGACCGACAUUGUCCAUAGCAAGGUCGUACCACUGGUAAAAAAACACCAACCCUAAUCUGAGGGAGGGUGGGCGGGAGAACCGGCACAGAGAGAGAGGCCAAAAGACCCUGCUGGCUUGAUAUUUAUCCUUCCCCUGGGCAUGGUACCAAGUGCUACUACUGGUCAUUGGCACCGUGGCCAGGUGAUGCCCCAUGCAUCACUGCCACCAUUGGCCAAUUUGGUGGCAGGAAUACAAUCUGGCUGGCAAUAGGCCAGUUCAUAGGGGAGACACAGUGCCUGCCCACCCCAGGAGGGUCACCUGCCCCAGGAGGGCAAACGAACUUACUCUGUGAGUAUUCCACUGUGUCCCAUUGACAUUUUCAUUAUUUUGUGUACUGUUUUGCAAGCAGCUGCUACAGUUACGUAUUUUUCACUCACCAGACGCACCAGACCACAAGACGCACCUAAGUUUUGGAGAAAGGAAAACAAGAAAAAAAAUAUUCUGAAUCUCAGAAGCCAGAACAGCAAGAGGGAUUGCUGCUCAGUGAAAGCAGCAAUCCCUCUUGCUGUUCUGGCUUCUGGGAUAGCAGUGCAGCCUGCAUUCGCUCCAUAAGACGCACACACAUUUCCCCUUACUUUUUAGGAGGGAAAAAGUGAGUCUUAUAGAGCAAAAAAUACGGUAUUUUGUCUAGGUUUUAGGAUAUAUAUUUUUAAUCACUCACUUCUAUGCCUCUUGCAUUUCCUGUACUUACAUGAUGAAAUACUUACCUAUUGCACACAAAGUUGCCUUUGGAGGGAAUUAAAAAUCAUGCAACUCUUUUGCCUAAUCUUUUUCUUCCAAGCUUACUGGCAACACCCUUUUGACACUCACAUGAUCCGGGAAAAAGACUUCUUUGUGGAUGCAAACACUACGGUGAAAGCCAGCCUGAUGUAUCGAAAAGGCUACUACAAAUACCUCCAUGAUGAAGACUUGUCUUGCUGGGUGGUGGAGAUUCCAUACAAAGGAGAUGCCACGUCUUUCUUCAUUCUGCCUGACGAAGGAAAACUGGAGCAUGUGGAAGGUGCAUUGGUAAAAGAAAGUCUGUCUAAAUGGAUAGCAUCUUUUAAAACAGAGUAAGUCUUUUCUCUGCACCGUUUCUUCAAAUGCUGCUAAUUCGAAGAGUUGAAGCUUUUUGUUUUAAAAGGAUACCACAUAUAUAUAUAUACCAGUUUCAGGGGGCCACUGGUAAGGACACCCCAUAGACCUAACCUCGGCUACUGCUGUCAACCCCCUAACCUCAGGUUUAUCUAGAUGUGGGUUCAGGCUGGCCGAUAUCUGGUUUUCAACACUGUGACAUAUCACCAGCUAAACAUUGUGAUGUACCGAUAGAUCACAAUGUCUGAAAUAAGGAUGGAACUAUGCAGAGGCAAACAGUAGGGCUCAUGUCAGGAUGCUGCCAGUGGCUCCUGGCUGUUUGCCCAGGAAAGUAUAAAGACAAGAAAAGGUUUCUUGCCAUCCUUUUUGCAUUUCAAUACUUACAGUGAGAGGCUAUAGAACCCAGCCUCUUGGAUAAGGGCAUUGUCCCGAGUGAAUGUCCACCCCACCCCCGUCUCUCCCACUUCCUCCUUCAUCACUUCUAUGGGUGCUGCUAUGUGCCCUCUGCCUUUGAGCUCUUUGUUCUCCUACUUUUAUGGCCAGGUUCUGGGAGAUGGAGGGUCUGGGAUGCUUUCUGAUGGCACUGUGUCAGCCAGCUGCCUUUCCGCUUCUGCCUCCUCCUUCUCCUCUCCCAUUAUUUCCCAACUUUCCCCCUCAUCUGCCUCUGAGCUGUGACCCCCAGCAAACCCCUGUUGUAAAUCUAUACUGUCUUCCUCUUCCUCUUCCCUAGAAGGGUCAGGAUGGGGACGCAGUCUCCAUCAUUCCUUCUCUACCCAGUCCCUGACACUGAUGGUUCCAAUCUGCCUGAUGAGCUACCUGUUUUCGAGCCAUAGGCUCCCAAGGUGUGAGGCAAUGGGAGCUUCCCUGGGAGUGAGUCCUCUGAAUCUGAGGAGCCCAUUAAAAAAGCAGUGAGAACUCUCCAUCCCAUGGGCCUAAUGGAGCCCAGUAGGGGUCCUAAUUUGUUCUAUUAGUUCAUCUCUCCCUAAACCACAUUCACCUGCCCACACAAGGCAUUAUAUAUGAUGUUAGUUGUGGGGCAGGUUAUGACACAGCACCUUGGCAUAAUAACUGUGGUUUGCAGGUGCUGCCAAUCAGCUGAUCACCAGCACUUGCAAACCCCUGAGAAUUUGCCGCCGUGAUUUGAUUUCAGCGGACAUUAUGGCGAUAUCAGUCCCACACACCUGUCAAAAUGGCACAUGGCAGUUGCUGGAGGUCAGGAUCUGGCCUACAAGGUAGAUCCAGUUCCUAACUCCCUCUACUAAAGCAAUGUAUUCUGGCCUGGGAGGACUUGGAGUGGAGAAACAGUGACCCUUUAAGAGGCUUCAAGAGACCCUUCCUAUGCACUGGGGCCCUUUUCCAAGCUUGCAUCAAGGCCAGGGAAUGUCACUGUGUGGGUCAUGACUCAACAGCUGAACACCAAUGAAAUAACAUAUGGAUUCUUUUUCUUUUUCUUCAUCAGCAAUGUACGUCUUUUCAUCCCCAAAUUUUCCAUUUCUGCAUCCUAUGAUGUCAAAGACUUAUUACAGAAGAUGGGUGUGCAAGACGUCUUUAAUGACGCUGCUGAUCUGUCUGGCAUUACCGGAGAACGUGACCUGAUGGUUUCCAAAGUAAGUGCUUUCUCUCUUUGAUCAAGUGCUUCUUUAAACCUUCAUGCUCUGUCAUUUGGUCCUUGAUUAAAAGAGGACAACAUUACCUCCAAUAAUUUCUCAGAAGCACGUGAAGAACAUCUGAGAAGGAACUCUUUUUGUUGAUAUUUUUCUCAUUUGCAGGAAGCCAUGAAAACGUUGCAAAAUGUGAAUCACAGAUCCAUACCAUACACUUAAAGUGAAUUCAGUGCACAUUUAAAGCACAUGCUUCCCUCAAAGAAUCCUGGAAGCUGGAAUUUCGCCUCUACAGACUUACAAUUCCCAGAACCCUUGACAAACUACAGUUCCCAGAAUGCCCUGGGGAAGGUCAUGUGCUUUAAAUUUGCAUUGAUUGUGCCUUAAAUCUAGACUCUGCCACACUUCCUUUUGUGCUGCAUUUCUAGACAUGGGUCCUGGCUUUCCAGGUCUGAGCAGAGAUUUAUUAUUAUUAUUAUUAUUAUUAUUCCCUGUGCUUUCUCCAGGAGAACCCUUGUUUUACUGCUGAAUUUGAGCAAAUGGCAAUCAGGUUUUCAAGCAUUGUCAUUUGCUCUGAUUCAGCAGUAAAAGGUGGGUUUUCCUGGGGGAAAUGCUGGGACAAAAAAAAACCACCCACAAAAACAAAUCUGGGAAACCCAAACCUGUGCGUAGAAAGCAUGGAGUGACGGGAAAUGUGGGUGAACCUUCAGUGACGUUGGUUUGUCUUUAGACUGACACCUGAAGAAUGUAUUCUUCCAGGAGUCUCAUGGUUAAAUGUUGAUUGGAUGGUACAUCAAGGUUAUCUGGGCACUGAACAAAAGAGAACACUGAAACAAUUCAAACUGCAAUUCAAAUAAAACCAGUGAAUACGGCAUAAAAAUGCAUAGGCAAAAGUGCUACACUCCCCCUUGAAGGAGCAGGUCCACCGCUGGGGGUACAAAUUGAUCCACACAGUCCCUGAAAGUUCAUUGGCCUCAGUGGUUAAGAGUGCCUGUUUCCUGCUACAUAGUCCCUUUUGGACAGAGAUGACUCAGCCAUGGUACUCCCUGCUCUGGUAACUUCCAGAAUGCAUCAUUGCAAUCUCUGCUUUGUGAGGCAGCCCCUGAAAAUUACUUGGAAACUUCAGCUGAUCCAACAUGCAGCGGCCAGAUUACUAGCUGGGGUUCCAACUAGAACCUGCAUAAACCCACAUUUUAAACCACCUACCUGGUUGCCAGAUUGCUUCCAGGCCAAAUUCAAGGUGCUUUCAUUAAUGUUCAAAGCCCUAAAUGACUUCAAUCCCAAAGGUCUGAAAUACUUUCCCCUUCUCUACAGCCCCCCUUGGGUGGUAAGACCAGCAAGGGAGAUCCUCCUGGUAAUAAUAAUAAUAAAUAACAAUAACAACAACAACAACAACAACAACAACAAUAACAACAAUAACAACAACAACAACAACAGCAACAAUAUUUUAUUUAUAUCCUGCCCUCCCCAGCUGAAGCUGGGCUCAGAGCGGCUAACAACAGUAAAAUAAUACAACAUUCUAAAAUCAUUUCAUUAUAAAAUCAGUUCAAAUCAAAUGCCCUCAGAAUUCAGGGAAUGAGGGCCUGGGAGACAGCAUUCUCUGCAGCAGUCCCUAAGUUGUGGAAUUCCCUCUCCACAAAGGUGUGUCUUUGUUUUGUAUUCCCCAUCAUGUGCUGAAGACACACUUCUUUACCCUGACUUUUGACAGCGCAGUAUAUUUUGGGACGUACCAUACUCUUGUGGACUUUGGAGACAUUUAGAAGACUCAAUUUCUCCUCAAAGAGCUACAAUAGCCAGAGCAGUUUAACAUUCAAUCCCCCUUCCCGGGGAACUCUGUGAAUUGUAGCUCUGUGAACAGAAAAGGGGUCUCCUAAGAACUCUUAGCACCCUGGACAAGCUACCCCCAGGAUUCCUUGGGGGAAGCCAUGAUUGCUUAAAGUGGUACAGCACCACUUUCAAUGUACAGUGCAGAAGGGACCUAGGUUGCAGUAUGUGCUUGUUUGUAGUGUUGGCAUGGUGCCCAGGACAUUUUCUCCUGUUUGUGAAUGUGCUCACGGUGCCCCCGCCCGCCCCUCCAGGUUGGUAACCCCUGCUUUAGCUAAAAGAUCAAACACCCUCUUGGAUUUGAAGAUCAUUGUGGACAAGCUAUCACAGAGAAAGCAAUUACAGUAGAUAGAGCAGCUGCUUCAGGGAGGUCUAAUGGAAAGAUCCUCAGUAUGAGAACAAUGAUCAUCACAAGGGUGUCCAUAUUCAUCUGUGAACUACUGGAGAAUGUGACUUGCAGACAAUGAUAUGUUGUUCUUUCCUCAUAGGCCAUUCACAAGACUGUGCUGGAUGUUAACGAGAGUGGCACUGAGGCAGCGGCAGUCACCACGAUAGAGUUUAUGUUCCGUUCCGCUCCAUUUCAACCUGUACUUACUAUCAGUUUCAAUAGACCCUUCCUGAUUAUUAUUUUAGAUAAGGCAACAUGGAGCAUUCUCUUCCUGGGGAAGAUCAUCAACCCUACUGUGCAAUGACUAUUAGAAGAGCCAGAGUAUUACAAGUACAGCCUUUUUAGGAGAUUAAAAAACUGGAUUUCCCACUUUGCAUUUUCUUAGCCCAGUCCUGGUGGUGCCCAUAACCAGUUGUCUCUGGGAUGAAUAAGAAGACGACUGACUUCAAAGCCAUUUUAUAAUAAAAAUGAUUUUAAAACAUUGUGA
Messenger RNA from Podarcis lilfordi (Lilford's wall lizard), 10155 nucleotides. The record is from the annotation of a GenBank genome assembly. Lineage: Eukaryota; Metazoa; Chordata; Lepidosauria; Squamata; Lacertidae.